This is a messenger RNA of Menidia menidia (Atlantic silverside), 1146 nucleotides long. Lineage: Eukaryota; Metazoa; Chordata; Actinopteri; Atheriniformes; Atherinopsidae. The record is from the annotation of a GenBank genome assembly.
AUGGGUGCCGCUGCCUGGUGUUGUCUCGGAGUAACAAUACCGCUGCUCCUGUUUUGGCGGCCCGAGCUGCUGGUGGCGGCGGAGCAGGUCGCACUGGUGGAGGUUUUCCUUGAGCAACGGCCCGGUGUCAAUGCCCUGUUCCAGGGGGAGGUGGUCGAGGCUAGCUGGAGGUCAGAACCACGGAAUCAUGAUCAAGAUGAGCUGGAGGGGAACCUCGUGUUGGUUCAAGAUGAGAAAAUGAGCUUAAGCAAAGGCGAAGAAGAGGACAGCACCAAGAAGCAGGAGGCCUGGAUUGGGGUUGUACCUGUGGAGAUGGAUGACAGUAAAGCCUCUACAGGGAACCAGGAGUCCUUUGCUGAUGCAGUGGUUAAUAAAAUGAAACGAGCCUUGGUCCUUGGAGCUUCAGCGCUUAUUAUUCUGGCUCUCAACCAAAACACUGUCAGUGAGAUGGAUUUGACUCAGGUGCUGUCCAAGCCCAUUAUUGUGAUCCAGACAUCAGAGAAUGUCACCAAACUUAUUGGAGCUCUGAUCAGGGGCCUUCGUGCAACAGCAAAAAUCACAUACGAGACAAUGCUGCAGGACAACCUGGGAGCGACGCUCACUCUAUGGUCCAGUUGCGGUCGAUCGAGAGGGGGUCUCUACGGAGAGUGGCAGGGGGUCAUCUGCACAGGAGAGAACAACUCUCAGGUCCAGGUGGGGAAGCACAGCUUCUUUGAUGGCAUCUGCAGGGCUAAACUGUGUCAGCCGAAGUACCUACAGCAGCUGUGGGACACCGUCCUCCUGGUGGCUCUUAUUCUCUGCACAGGAGUCAUUGUCCAAGCACGCUGGCAGUACCAAGACCGUCGGCUAAAUGACGACUCAGAGCUUCUUCCUAAACAGGACAUUCUGAAGAGAAUGUCGUUGCUGAAAACCAAAAUGUAUCGUCAGCCCAGACCGUGGUGUGACCCAUCCCAGCCCAUAGAGACGGACAACUGUGCCGUCUGCCUUGAACCGUUCAACAACAACCAGUGUUUGCGGGUGUUGCCAUGUCUUCAUGAGUACCACAGAGAUUGUGUUGAUCCCUGGCUGUUGUUGCACCACACCUGCCCGCUGUGCAAACGCAGCAUCCUCAGUGAGUUCAAUAGGAAGCUUUUGCUUUUUUAUUAA